UGCUCAUAGAUAGCAGUACAGUACCUUGGCCUUGCGAGCCCUCAUAUCAAUGUUGCAGCGUAUGGCAAUGACGAUGGACCUACGUUUAAUAUUGUUUAUUGGAAGCCUUUUCCUCCUUUUAUCUCCUGACCUAUUUCAGACAAUUCUUGCCCAAGAACAAUACGAUGUGAGGCUUGUGGGAGGAUACACUGCUGCUGAAGGUCGAGUGGAGAUCUACUACCGGUCAUCGUGGGGUACAGUAUGCGACGAUACAUGGGCCAGCGACGAGUCACAGGUGGUGUGUCAGCAGCUGGGUUACUCCGGAAAUGCAGAAACUCACGCCAAGGCUGCCUUCGGUGAAGGAACCGGAACAAUCUGGUUAGACGACGUGAAUUGUAUUGGGGGCGAGACGUCGUUGUCAUCGUGCACCCACCGCGACUGGGGAACCAACGACUGCAGUCAUGCUGAAGAUGUUGGGGUCACAUGUCAGACCCCAAGUAAUGUUACCGAGGGAUCGCUAAGACUCGCUGGAGGAGCGACCCCGAAUGAGGGACGGGUCGAGAUCUACCACAAAAGCCAAUGGGGCACUGUAUGUGAUGACAACUGGGAUACUACUGAUGCCACCGUAGCCUGCCGGCAGCUAGGCUACGCGGGAGUCGACGUAUUAGUCGACGUAUUACUCGACGGGGGUACCGGGUUGGGGCCAAUCUGGUUGGAUGAAGUGGCUUGUGAUGGCCCGGAGGUUAUGCUUUCUUCAUGCUCCAAUAGUGGUUGGGGAGUCCAUAACUGUGUUCAUUCCGAAGAUGCAGGAGUGCGAUGCUCAUCCUCAGUCGGUAAGAUAUAUGUAAACUUAAAGGGGAAGUCCAUCCUGAUCCUAAGUUACUUUCAAUCAAAGCACAAAAACAAGUAA
Strongylocentrotus purpuratus (purple sea urchin) is the source of this 889-nucleotide messenger RNA. RefSeq names its product neurotrypsin-like. The record is from RefSeq and is a predicted model, not a curated record. The transcript is spliced from 3 exons. NCBI's taxonomy places the organism in Eukaryota, Metazoa, Echinodermata, Echinoidea, Camarodonta, Strongylocentrotidae. Gene Ontology annotation, cellular component: membrane. The coding region runs from base 50 to 889 and encodes 279 amino acids.